GAAACUUGUCCUUCUUAACAUAUGUUUCAAUUGAGGAUUGUCCAGAGCUUAAGCAUUUAGACAUAUGCAAGUGCCCAAUCAGCCAGGUAGAUUUUGGAGCAGCGUAUUUAUCUUUCGCAUUGACCAACCUGAUGCGACUGGAACUAAAGCGAACAGCAGUGUGCAGGAUUUCAAUUUCUGAAGACCGUUAUCCCCGUCUUGAGAAGUUGAUUCUUGAAAGUAAUAAUGAUUUAACAGAGAUCGCAGCACUGCCAGCAAACCUUCGAUGUCUGCGUAUAUCGAGGUGUCCAAAGGUGGAGGAGCUUCCGAGCUUUGCACGAUUAACUUCUCUCAGAGAGUUUAAAGCUGAAGGUUGCAACCGAAUUGAAAAAAUUGAAGGUUUACAAAAUUGCACAAGAUUAGAAAUAUUGAGACUAGACACCUGCUGGGAGGUGCCGGGCAUAGGAAGUUUGGAGCAGAUGAAAAAUUUGAGGAGACUGGAACUCAAAGCAAACAAGGGAUUAGCUAUUCAAAGUUGCAUUCAAACGAUACAGAAAUGGCCAGAGGAAAUUUUAAUAGCUAUGCCCACGGUUCCUGAGGCGUCCUCACUUUUGGACUCCUUCGAAUUUGGGGUGUCUCCGAAUCUGUGUGUGGUUGAUUCCAUCUCUAACCAGAAAUCGAAAUUGGUGGUGCAGAACCAUUCCUCCGACGCCAAUGCCAUUAUGCUCUGUUUUGUUAUAAGUCAUGCCCGUGGUCAACCGAUUAGUUUAAGGUUUCGCGUAAACGGUGCUUUUAAUACAAUAUUUUCACUUGAUUUUGGAGAGGGUAGAUGGGCAGUGAUAGGUGUCUUCACACAACAUUCCAAGUGGCUCACUGCAAAUGGUACAUUCUGCAUCGAAUUUUACAAAGCAGGAAGUGAAGUGGAGAGAGGUUUGGGUGUGAGAGGAGAAGAGGAAAGACUAGUGAUGGAGGCGUUAUUGCCACUUUUACAAACCAUUUCUAGCUAAUAUUAUUUUUAAUUUUUAAGGGGAAAAGUAUGGGGUUAAUAAGUAAAUCAAAAUCGGUACUAUUAAGUAUUAUAUUAAAUAUUAUUAGUUAGAAAGUCAGAGGAGUUCAAUUUUGUAUGACAAUAAAUAUUUUAUUAUU
Molecule: messenger RNA, 1125 nt
Organism: Cryptomeria japonica (Japanese cedar)
Lineage: Eukaryota; Viridiplantae; Streptophyta; Pinopsida; Cupressales; Cupressaceae
Exons: 2
Coding region: 132-986 (284 amino acids)
Source: RefSeq, a predicted model, not a curated record